Messenger RNA from Mobula hypostoma (lesser devil ray), 2109 nucleotides. RefSeq names its product spidroin-2-like. The record is from RefSeq and is a predicted model, not a curated record. NCBI's taxonomy places the organism in Eukaryota, Metazoa, Chordata, Chondrichthyes, Myliobatiformes, Myliobatidae. Bases 1 to 2109 code for a protein of 702 amino acids. The transcript has 2 exons.
AUGAGUCGGAUCGUUGGGAAGGUGCCGGGAGUGCAGAAUCUCCGGAAAAUACACUCACCCGUCCGCCGCCCGCUCUCCGAAUCCCGGCUCCGUCCUCUCCCCCCGCUCCCUCUCCCGGUUGACUUCUUGCUCUCUCCGUGCGACCGCGACCGCCGCCGCCACUUCUCUCCCUCCGUCUCCGGACACUCCCUCGCUCCCUACGACCCCAGGCGCUCCCUCUGUCCCGGGUCAAACUCCCUCCGUCGCCGCCUGUUUCUGAGUUUCAGGAAGUUGCUGCGAGUCCGGGUAGUGACGUCAUUCAGGUACAGCCCCGGCCCGAACUUUAACUCGUCACCGGCCGGAAUGCGCGACAGAGGCGGGUCAGCCCCGGGCUGCGGGACCGGGGACCCAGGGUCCCCCCGCGGGGCCAAAGACCCAGGAUCCGAGUCAGUCCCGGGCUGUGGGGCCAAAGACCCAGGAUCCGAGUCAGUCCCGGGCUGUGGGGCCAAAGACCCAGGAUCCGAGUCAGUCCCGGGCUGUGGGGCCAAAGACCCAGGAUCCGAGUCAGUCCCGGGCUGUGGGGCCAAAGACCCAGGAUCCGAGUCAGUACCGGGCUGUGGGACCAAAGACUCCAGGAUCCGAGUCAGUACCGGGCUGUGGGACCAAAGACCCCAGGAUCUGAGUCAGUCCCGGGCUGCGGGACCAGGGACCCAGGGUCCGGGUCAGUCCCGAGCUGUGGGACCAGGACCCAGGAUCCGAGUCAGUACCGGGCUGUGGGACCAGGGACCCAGGGUCCGGGUCAGUCCCGGGCUGCGGGACCAGGGACCCAGGAUUCGGGUCGGUCACAGCUGCGGGACCUGGGACCCAGGAUCCGAGUCAGUCCCGGGCUGUGGGACCAAAGACCCCAGGGUCUGGGUCACUCCCGGGCUGCGGGACCAGGGACCCAGGUUCCGGGUCAGCCCUGGGCUGUGGGACCAAAGACCCCAGGAUCCGGGUCAGUCCCGAGCUGUAGGACCAGGGACCCAGGAUCCGAGUCAGUCCCGGGCUGUGGGACCAAAGACCCCAGGAUCCGAGUUAGUUCCGGGCUGUGGGACCAAAGACCCCAGGAUUUGUCAGCCCUGGGCUGUGGGACCAAAGACCCCAGGAUCCGGGUCAGCCCCGGGCUGUGGGACCAAAGACCCCAGGAUUCGUCAGCCCCGGGCUGUGGGACCAAAGACCCCAGAAUCCGAGUCAGUCCCGGGCUGCGGGACCAGGGACCCAGGGUCCGGGUCAGUCCCGGGCUGUGGGACCAAAGACCCCAGGAUUCGUCAGCCCCGGGCUGUGGGACCAAAGACCCCAGAAUCCGAGUCAGUCCCGGGCUGCGGGACCAGGGACCCAGGAUCCGAGUCAGUCCCGGGUUGUGGGACCAGGGACCCAGGGUCCCGGUCAGUCCCGGGCUGUGGGACCAAAGACCCCAGGAUCCGGACCCCAGGAUCCGAGUUAGUUCUGGGCUGUGGGACCAAAGACCCCAGGAUUUGUCAGCCCUGGGCUGUGGGACCAAAGACCCCAGGAUCCAGGUCAGCCCCGGGCUGUGGGACCAAAGACCCCAGGAUUCGUCAGCCCCGGGCUGUGGGACCAAAGACUCCAGAAUUCGAGUCAGUCCCGGGCUGCGGGACCAGGGACCCAGGAUCCGAGUCAGUCCUGGGCUGUGGGACCAGGGACCCAGGGUCCGGGUCAGUCCCGGGCUGUGGGACCAAAGACCCCAGGAUUUGUCAGCCCCGGGCUGCGGGACCAGGGACCCAGGAGCCGAGUCAGUCCCGGGCUGUGGGACCAGGGACCCAGGGUCCGGGUCAGUCCCGGGCUGUGGGACUAAAGACCCCAGGAUCCGGGUCAUUCCCGAGCUGUAGGACCAGGGACCCAGGAUCCGAGUCAGUCCCGGGCUGUGGGACCAAAGACCCCAGGAUUUGUCAGCCCUGGGCUGUGGGACCAAAGACCCCAGGAUUCGGGUCAGUCCCGGGCUGUGGGACCAAAGACCUCAGGAUCCAGGUCAGUCCCGGGCUGUGGGACCAGGGACCAGGGACUCAGAUCCAAGUCAGUCGCUGGGCUGGGGGACCCAGGUUCCGGAUCAGACCUGGGCUGCGGGACGUUUAG